GCAAGUACAACAGUCUUCUGUGCGCCCCCAUUCAUUUCCUGCAGAGAGCAGCUGAGAGAAGAGACUGUUUUAGGGAAGGAAAUAUUUCUCCUCUACAGCCUUUCACCAGAUGCUGCCUGAUCUGCUGAACAUUCGACAGUGAGAGCCAUUGCAGAUUCAGUCUGAUUCUGAUGGUCGGACGCCUUUGAAAACAUAAUGUUAAUGCUCGACGGGAUGCCGGCAGGGAGAGUCAAACCCGAGCUCCUGGACUCUGAGAGGGGGUCUCCACAAGCCCCUAACUUUUCAGAUAUGGAAGCUGUACCUAUUUUGCUUAACAAUGUGAAAGCUGGACCCCCAGAGGUCUUGCUGUCCACUGAUCACUAUCAAACACAAACUGAGCCAGUGGACUUGUCUAUUAACAAAGCCAGGACAUCUCCAACAGCUGUAUCAUCAACACGUUCCUCACCCAGCUCAGUGACAACAACCUCAAUCCCUUCAAUGUCCUCUUGCUCUCCUCGAUUGACUUCAUCCCCAUCUGUGAUAACCUCAGUGACUUCAUCAACAGGAAUGUCUACAGUAUUAACGCCAGGCUCCGUUGUUGCAUCUUCCCCGGGUGUCGGGGGCCAACAGUACUUGCACAUAAUCCACCCAAUGCCACCUUCAAAUGCAAUGAACUUUCCGUCCAGUAAACUGCAUCGCAUUCCAGUGGUUGUACAAUCCGUUCCUGUGGUAUACACAGCCAUGAGGUCACAGAGGAACUCUACCAUCGUACUCCCAAUGCUGGAAGAUGGGCGGAGUCAAAUGAAAGUGGAUGCUCAGCAGUGCAUUGUGAAAAAGCCCUUCAGCCUACAACCGCACAGUAUUGUUCCACACAACCAUACUUGGCACCAUAGUGUAAUCGAGAGGGAGAUAGCACAACUGAGGAGCCUCUCGCCUAGACACAUCAAAAGUGAUAGUGAGGAUGACGACUUUCCAAACGUGACGUUGGACAGCGUUAAUGAGACUGGAUCCACAGCACUCUCCAUUGCAAGAGCUGUACAAGACGCAGAUUCUCCUUUCAGUAUCGAGAGCACAAGACGCCAGCGAAGAUCAGAGUCCCCUGAAUCGAAGAAACGGCGCAUUCACAGAUGUGACUUUGAGGGCUGCAAUAAGGUCUACACAAAAAGCUCUCACUUGAAAGCACAUAGGAGGACACAUACAGGUGAAAAACCAUACAAAUGCACAUGGGAAGGCUGCACGUGGAAAUUUGCCCGCUCAGAUGAGCUGACGAGGCACUAUCGCAAGCACACGGGGGUAAAGCCCUUCAAGUGCGCAGACUGUGACCGCAGUUUCUCUCGCUCAGAUCACCUGGCACUGCAUCGCAGGAGGCACAUGCUCGUUUAAAGGUGGUUUUGAAGAACAGUGGGGAAAGCAGAGCAGGAUCUCUUCCAAACCCUCUAAUUCAGCUGGGCUGAAUUAUCAAAAGUGGGCAUCCCUAAUUGUCCAACCGAAGAAACAAAAUAAAAAGUGAAGAGCACUCUAACCUUUGCAGAUGCUGACAGUCAAAACUUAUCAUCAGUGAUUUGGUAAUUUAGCUUAUGUUCACUUGGCCUGUUGUUAUUGUCCACAGAUAUUCAUGAGUUGGUGCAUUUUUUAAAUAGUUCUCAGAUUUUAAAUCAGUUUAUCUUUCACUACAAUUCUUCAACUAUUGGAUGAGCCCAUAGUAAUGAGCUGGUACUUAGUGCUAAAUGAUAGUUCAGAAUAUAACUGAACCAAUAGCUUUUGUUUCUUUUUUUUUUAAAGUUCCAAAACUUCUGCCUCACUUGAGAAAUGGAAAGGAAAAAAAAGACUGAAUACUUGGUAAUAUUUUCUUCUACCACAUGUAUGCCUCAAAAGUAACUGAAAAUGGAUAAUACAGUUAGAUGUCGGCAGCAGUAUUAAUGAACAUGAUGGCUUGGUUAUUAUUCUAUAGCAGAAUUAAUUAACUCCCUCCUCUAGUUGAAGAAUUAUUUGACUGUAGUGAUCUCUGCUAGGUUGCGUACAUAAUUUGCAGAUUGAUAGAGGCAAUACGGCUUCAGUAACUUGUACACCAACACAUGCUAUAACUUGGUGUUAUAUUCUAAUAGUAUCUUAUCACCAGGGAAUGUGCAUUUCUCACAGGAGCCACUUUGUUCCUGUUUUACAUUAAUUUAUCUAGGGAUUGUUUCAUAUAAUGCUGAAGUAUAUUAACUAAUCCUCAUUUGUGCAAAUUAGCAACACUUUGGGAGGGGAGAGGGGAGAUCAAAGGUCAAUGGUUCUUUGAACUAUUAAUUAAGUAGUAGUCCUUAACUUUUCUUCCUUAUAUUCGCAAUCACCCUUGAUGGACUACCAUAAAUACCUGAAGCCUUAUAUCUUCUCUAUAUUGGAAAAUACCAUGGACCAUAACCUUGCCAAUAAGACACAAACAUUAUGUUGGCCCAAUAAUAUUUUAAGGCAAAUUUAACCAUUUAGUACAGUGUUAUAUUUACACUUAAGAAAAAAAUGUGGAUUACAUCACGUAACAAAAUCUACAAUUCAAGCCUUUACUGUGAAGGGAAUUUCAUUAAGGCCAUAGUAGAGAAGUGCUUGCUGUGUGAGGUUUACCAUAUCACCAGAACAUCUUUCACAACUGUGGCAUUUGAACCAAGCAAAGUGGCACAUUUCCCCAUCAAAUGCUUGCCUGCACCAUCCAUGUGUAAUAUUCGUGCUGAACUGUGAAGUGGAAGUAGGAGGAGUUUCUGCAGGUGUCCCGCCGAAUUCACAAGAAAGAAAGGAAUCCAUGAGUAGCUAUUGCUUCAGACUACUGCUGAAGUAAUUACUACAGUCCUACUGAGGAUCUGCCAUUUCUAUGAAGUACAUGGGGCAAUGUUUUACUGUGAAAAUCAGAAUUGACCGGAAAAUGUCUAAUGCUAACGUUGUAAGUAACAAAUAAGUUCCACAGCAAAUAAUGAUCCAGGUGUGUAAUAACUCUAUGUGAUCAAUUCUACAGUUUUAACACACUCUUGGAGAAAUCACACAACUUUUCUAUGAGUGUUUAUCCAUAUUUUCUUAACAAGUUCAAAAAUACUUUCUUAAAAAAUAUAUUAUAAUUACAAUAGAUGACAAUUCAUUCCACUCAUCUGUUAUAAUACAGCAAUAUAUCUAGGAAAAGAAAUUUAAUCAAAGGUAAAACAGGACUAAUAAACAGCUCAAAGCUGUCUGUGUUGAUAUUUGAAGCCUGCCAGUAGCAACUUCUAGCCCGAUUAAUGUGACAUUAUAAUCAGGAGGAGGAGGAGGAGGAAAGGAGAGUCAAAGGUGUCCCUCCUUCUAAAGCUGAUAUCUUCUUGUCUUUACAAAGAGACAGUAUGUUUAUACAAAUGUGAAAUUGGAAUACCAAUAGUGCAGAAUUCAUAGUUAUAUUGCACAAACACUCAAUAUUAUUGGAAGUAUUAAACUCCUUCCCUAUGUAGUGGGCAGUAUUCCUCAAGAAAAAUUCAUUUCCUUCAUGAUGUAACCCAGUGAACAACAAAUACAAAGAGACGUUAGGUGCAACAUUUUGGUUCUGUCACUCCACGUUCUCUCGGUUUCCAUCACAACACUCAUUCCACUCAUAAUGAAAUAUAUACAUUAAUAAACUACUAGUCUAGAAGUCAGAUUUCUCAUUGCUAUUUAGUUAAGUAUAGUAUUAAAGCAAAGAUUUGAAAUGGAGUGAAACAGAAAAAUGUUUGUUUCCUGGUCAUUCUGCAUUAAUCCUGAAAUUCAGCUGGGUGCUUCCCAGCACAAGUCUUGCUUCUGGGCCUUGUAUGACUUCAGCAUCAAAUGUGUAUCCAACAAAGUAAAUCCUCUGGAGCUUUGCUUGGGAGUGUCAACUUCCAGCUCAAAAAAUGUUUCACAGCACAUUGCUGGGAACCCAUUAAAGCUAAUCCAAUACAUAAUUUACAUUCUCAGGGGCUGUUUCCAGCCAGCAAUAAAUACUUUCCUACCCACCUGCAGCCAUCUAUGCCAAUGAACCAGCCCCUGGAAUCUCUGGACCUGCACCCGACGUUCCCCAAGACCAGCAUUCUGACUACAGGCCCAUUCCAAUCACCACCCCAAACCAUUCCCCAACCCGUAUUCCAGAUAUUUACCUCAUCACUGAAUUACCCCCUCCAGCGUUAAAGACCACCAUCCCCCAUCCCAGUUCCAAUUCUGACCUGCACAUUUUUAAUCUGCAGAAGGGAGUGACACCCAUCCAGUGAAGUCCUUGAGAACUACAGUGUUGGGUAAUGGCACAUAAUGCCCAAAGCCUGGGCUGGUGCACUCCAAAUCCAGGCAUUAGAGCACAUCAAAAGAUCCUUCGGCCUACGAUAUGUGUACUGAAUUUUAUUAAAUAGGCAUCAAUCUCAAGUCUGAAAUGACUUACGGAGCAAAAUUUCUGUUACAACUGUGAAUCUAGUAAAGCAACAGUAAACUUAGUGAAAAAUUCAACCUCUGUCACGUGCACAACAUUCAACCUGCUGAAGCUUGCACUUUGAAUGCCACGACUGAAAUUUGGCUCUGUUGAAGUCAUUAAAGUUGCAUUUCAGAAGCAGGGUUCAUACAAUUGCCACACACCAUGUGCUUAGUGUAAACAAGAGAAUGGAUUUUUAUGCCAAAGGGUUAAAGUUGUACCUUCAGGUCCACAAUAUGAAGGUCUAAUUUCUUGAAGGAUACUGUCCUUAAAAUUACCAGCUCCUUUUGAAGCCACAGAGACACACAAUGUCUUGCACUUUGAAUUAGUCUCGGAUUAUAAAAAAGAUUUAUACAGGGAUUAACAUCCAAAACUCUCAAAAAUAAACAUUCUGAUAUUUUACUGUAGUUGUUGGGACAUCUAUUUUAAAUAUAAUGUAUUAUAUGUGAGAGUUCAAAGUAUUUUGAGAGUCAUAGUUUUACAUAGGCUGUAAAUAGUUUGGGGUGGGAAAAUAAAUUGGGAGGUGUUUUAGUCCUGAAAUCCACCUGGUGCAUUUUGCAAAUGAAAAAUAUGAAUUAGCCAAUUUAUGAAAAGGUGGAUUUAUCCUGCAAUAGUUUUUAAACCCCAGUGUUUUCUUCUUUAAAAAAAAUCCAAUUUUUGAAUCUUCUGAAGAAGAUAUUUUUCCUGGUCUUUGUACACUAUUUAGUUCAGGCAAUAAGUAUGUGUCAUGUUUACUAACAUAUAUGUAAGUGUUGUUCUUGUAUUUAUGUACAAUGUAUGUAUUGUAAAUAUAUUCAGAGCUUUUCAUCUUACUGUAAAAUGAUGGUAUCCCCAAAAGUGUAAAGGGAGUCUCUGUAAUGAAAUUGUGUGGGAGAAUAUGUUUUGCCCUCGUCUCUUCUGAAAGACUGAAAUGAAGUGUUUAAUUUUCCACAUGUCCCAGAACUUCACUGUCAUUGCUUCGCGUUUCUGUAUCCAACUUUCAUAUGAGCUGAGCUGUGAAUUGAAGAAUUAUAGUACCCAUUUUAAACGUAUGCAUUUGUAAUUACCCGAAUUAUGAAUGGAGGCAUGAAGAUUAAAUAAAGUUGCUUUUGUAUGUAAC
This is a messenger RNA of Hypanus sabinus (Atlantic stingray), 5483 nucleotides long. It is a transcript of the gene klf12b, whose product is annotated as Kruppel like factor 12b. Gene Ontology annotation, biological process: regulation of transcription by RNA polymerase II. NCBI's taxonomy places the organism in Eukaryota, Metazoa, Chordata, Chondrichthyes, Myliobatiformes, Dasyatidae. Gene Ontology annotation, molecular function: RNA polymerase II cis-regulatory region sequence-specific DNA binding; DNA-binding transcription factor activity, RNA polymerase II-specific. The record is from RefSeq and is a predicted model, not a curated record. The transcript is spliced from 8 exons. Bases 196 to 1362 code for a protein of 388 amino acids.